CCCCGCCCCUGCCAACACCACCGCGGAUGACGUUCAACAACAAAGAUGGCAGGAGGAAACAGCAACUAUUGGGAAGACCUGCGGAAGCAGGCGAGGCAGCUGGAGAAUGAACUGGACCUGAAGCUAGUGUCUUUCAGCAAGCUGUGCACUAGUUACAGCAGCUCUCGGGACGGUCGUAGAGGAGACAGUAAUUCGGAUACAACGCCUUUGCUCUGUAACUCCACUCAGGACAGAAUGUUUGAGACCAUGUCAGUAGAGAUUGAGCAGCUACUUGCGAAACUGACAGGUGUGAAUGACAAGAUGGCUGAGUAUACGAGCACACCGGGAGUAACGUCUCUGAACGCUGCUCUAAUGCACACUCUCCAGAGGCACAGAGACAUUCUACAGGACUACACACAUGAAUUUCAUAAAACCAAAUCAAACUUCAUGGCAAUCAGGGAGAGAGAGGAUCUUUUGGGAUCUGUGAGAAAAGACAUUGAGACAUAUAAGAGUGGCUCGGGGGUGAAUAACAGGCGGACGGAGCUCUUCUUGAAAGAACACGAGCACCUGAGAAACUCAGAUCGACUUAUUGAUGACACGAUAAGCAUUGCCAUGGCAACCAAGGAGAACAUGACCUCCCAGAGAGGGUGGUUAAAGUCUAUACAGAGCCGUGUCAACACCCUGGCCAAUCGUUUCCCUGCAAUCAAUAACCUAAUACAGCGGAUCAACUUGAGGAAGAGGCGGGACUCAUUAAUUCUGGGUGGAGUCAUUGGCAUCUGCACCAUCCUUCUGCUGCUUUAUGCAUUUCACUGACAAAUAGGGGAGCUAACCGACUACUUUUAGGGGGGUGUUCUGCAAAGAGGUGGCAAAGCCUUGAGGAAAGGCUCAAUGAGAGGUGGACUAUUGGGGCCCACAAAGCUGAAGCCCGCAUGGCCUAGUCUGGAAACAAGAUUGAUUGUGGCCAACAUGGACAUUAUUUGUAAUUAGCAUCAGAAGGGUUUUAGCUCUAAGAGCCUUUUUUUUUGUUUCUGUACUACAAACAAUGCGCUGUUCAGAUGUGAACUGGGUCUGGAGGCCAAAUUACUAACAGGAAUUGAUUUCAAAGAGCAUAUAAUAGCACAUUGGCUUUGAGAAAAGAGCAAUUCUGUGAAGCAUCAACAUGGAGUUGUGGUGUUCCUGUAUAUUAUUAAUCGGAAGAGGGUUUUAAUUUGAUGAUCCUUUUAGUAAGAGGGUUUCUCAUCAUGCUGUGUACUUUGUGAAUUAAUAAAUUAUUCAUAUACAGAAUAUUAAAUAUGUGUGUGAAACAUUAGA
This is a messenger RNA of Pimephales promelas (fathead minnow), 1290 nucleotides long. RefSeq names its product golgi SNAP receptor complex member 1 (gene gosr1). The record is from RefSeq and is a predicted model, not a curated record. Gene Ontology annotation, biological process: vesicle fusion; inter-Golgi cisterna vesicle-mediated transport; endoplasmic reticulum to Golgi vesicle-mediated transport. Gene Ontology annotation, cellular component: Golgi membrane; cis-Golgi network; Golgi medial cisterna. NCBI's taxonomy places the organism in Eukaryota, Metazoa, Chordata, Actinopteri, Cypriniformes, Leuciscidae. Gene Ontology annotation, molecular function: SNAP receptor activity.